AUGGCCGCUGCCUCUCGUUGUCUCUCUCUCUUGGCCCUCUCACUGUCUGGCGCUUGGUGUUGCGAUUUCCUGGGUGCUGGGGAUUGCAAGGCGAUUGGCCUGGCCUCGGCGGUUACAGAGAGGGCCUGGGCCAAUGAGAUGAGAAGCCGCUUCUCCUGUACUACCGAAACCAUCGACCAAGUCCGGUUGCUGCCAUGCGAUGCCACCCACAAAAUGGUGCUAGCAGCCGUCAGGGCGUUCUCCGAGUCGCUAACUAGCAUCUCGAUGAAAACACAUCGUCGCCGCCUCGAUCUUCCCGGUGAUUCAAAACCAGACAGCUGAGAUGGAAGAAACAAAAAG
Messenger RNA from Trichoderma asperellum CBS 433.97, 339 nucleotides. Lineage: Eukaryota; Fungi; Ascomycota; Sordariomycetes; Hypocreales; Hypocreaceae. The record is from RefSeq and is a predicted model, not a curated record.